This is a messenger RNA of Osmia lignaria (orchard mason bee), 372 nucleotides long. Lineage: Eukaryota; Metazoa; Arthropoda; Insecta; Hymenoptera; Megachilidae. The record is from RefSeq and is a predicted model, not a curated record.
UUAUAUGCCUAGUCUUUUUUUAUCUUUGACUCGAAGAUGAGAGACGCUUAUCGCGAUACUACCAACUCUUUUACAGCUGGACGAACCACUCCUUCCAUCUCGGAUAUUCCUUACUAUCUCUCCUGCCAAUUCGAUUCAGAAGUUGCGAGAUUACUUUUCAUUCAUUUUCUAGGUUGCAUUAUCGUGAAUCCUCCUCAGCCGCGGGGUGCGGAUCUACCUGUGGAACAUACAUUUUAUAGUUGUUUACCCAGUAUAUUCCUCGUGGUAAGCAGACCGACUACGACCUUGACAAAGUGGCUAACUCACGACCCUAUUCAUCCGGUGCCUCCUCCCGCGGGCUGAACAGCAGCGUGGAAAGAGGAAGAAGGUAAC